Molecule: messenger RNA, 1495 nt
Organism: Brienomyrus brachyistius
Lineage: Eukaryota; Metazoa; Chordata; Actinopteri; Osteoglossiformes; Mormyridae
Product: ubiquitin domain-containing protein 2-like
Exons: 4
Coding region: 357-1064 (235 amino acids)
Molecular function (GO): protein binding
Source: RefSeq, a predicted model, not a curated record
GUCAGCAACUUCCAGAACAAUUUCACCUUACGCGCAUAUGUGAAUGGAUUUGUAAUGACGGAAUAAUGCCUCCCCCCGCAUGGGCGCUUCUUGGGGACCAGAAACAAUAACCGACCAACAGACGGACCCCCAGGCCUCAAACCCCGGUUGUCAAAGCGCUCUCUUCCUUUCCUUCCAGCUCUCCCCCACCACCCCGUGAUCAUGAAAGCCGGUCACCUUGUGAUGAUGUGUGCACAGCCCGCCCCUUCCCAGGCGAUGCUCGCCUCUGCUCCGAGAGGAAGGGAGCCGAUCCGAGCGGAGCGGAGCGGAGGGGGGGAGCGCAACGAGCCGGGCCGAGGGUCCGCGGCGGGGCACCCAUGGGCGGCUGUGUGGGCAGUCACCGCGACUCCUCGGGCAGCCUGAACGAGAACUCGGACGGAACCGGAGUCGCUCUGGGACGUAACCAGCCCCUGAGGAGGGAGAAGCCCCGAUGGAAGAGUGACUACCCCAUGACAGACGGGCAGCUGCGCAGCAAGCGUGAUGAGUUUUGGGAUACAGCACCAGCAUUUGAGGGCCGCAAGGAGAUCUGGGACGCUCUGCGGGCUGCUGCCCAUGCCUUUGAGGGCAAUGACCACGAGUUGGCCCAGGCCAUUAUCGACGGAGCCAGCAUAACGUUGCCUCACGGUGCUCUGAGCGAGAGCUACGACGAGCUGGGAAACCGCUACCAGCUUCCCGUGUACUGCCUGGUACCUCCCAUCAACAUGAUCGAGGAGAAGAGCGAGCUCGAGAUGGCGGACGUGCAGGAUCCGCCUCCUAGCACAGGCCAGGAGUGCUGGCUGCGCCUGCGCCUCUCCACAGGCAAAGAUCUGUGGCUGCUGGUUCGCAGCACCGACACGGUGCAGCACAUGAAGAACCGCCUGCAGGUGGAGGAGGGCAUCGCGCCCGGCAGCCAGCGCUGGUUCUUUUCGGGGCGCCCGCUGACAGACAAAAUGAAACUGGAGGAGCUGAAGAUCCCCAGAGACUAUGUGGUGCAGGUGAUCGUCAGCCAGCCCCCCCCACAGACACCCCCACCUGGGGAGAGCUAGAUAUGUGCUGGACACAGGGAGGCACCUAUGGCAGGACGGGCGACACUCCCAGCUAAUGCUGUCCUUUAUUACUAUUGUAAUUAUUAUUAUUGUUAUUAUUAUUACUACUAUUUGUAUAACCGUUUUGGAAUUUGCUUUGGUUUUGUACACCUUUCUCUAAUGUCUUAUACUUCCUAUGGCUGUCUGAGGGAAACUGCACAGCAGCGUUCGAAAGGUCCCGCCCAGAUGAGAGGGGAGACCUUCAGCAGGGUGGGGGCAGUGGGGGCAGGGAUGGCAUAGCAACUGUAGAAAGAUCCGGAAGGAAUUUGCUCCCUUGGACUGUCUGCCUUUUUAUUUUUGUUUGUUUGUUUGCUUUGUUUUCUUUUUAUACACAAAAAUAAACAAAUAUGAAGUUCUGAAGAAUAAAACAAAUGCUUCUUAGGGAAGGAGAA